UCUGCGCAUGCCCGUCAGGCCGAGCCCCUCCGAGGACAACCUGGAAAAGAACUUUGCUGAGGGUAAUGUUGCCAGCCCAUCCUCUCCAGGAUCCCUCAGUCAGAAACAGCUUGAUAGAUGAUGCUAAGGCCCGCUUAAAAAAGCAUGACGUUGGGACCAAAUUUUCUCACUUGUUGUCUAACAAAUGUUCCGUCCUUUUACCAUUGUUGGUUAAAGAAGGAAAAUUCCAUCUGUUAUUCACUCUCCGGUCAGAGAAGCUAAGAAGGUCCCCAGGAGAAGUUUGCUUCCCCGGAGGAAAAUUUGAACCUGCAGACGUGGAUGAAGUAGCCACGGCUCUCCGGGAAGCCCAGGAGGAAAUGGGGCUGUGUCCUCAUCAAGUGGAGGUUGUCUGCUGCCUGGUGCCACAUAUUUUUGAUAAAGAGAUAUUGAUAACCCCGGUUGUGGGAUUUAUAGACCAAGACUUCCAGGCCAAGCCUAAUCCUGAAGAAGUGAAGGAUGUGUUCCUUGUGCCGCUGGACUAUUUCCUGCAUCCACGUGUCUACCGCCAGAGCUACCUGACAUAUUCUGAUCACCGUCUUGUCCUUCAUUGCUUUGAGUACACAAACCCUGAAAAUGGCGUGACUUACCAGAUCAGGGGAAUGACUGCAAGAUUUGCAGUGUUUGUUGCUUUAAUUAUUUUAGAAAAAAGACCCACUUUUGAGGUUGAAUAUAAUCUCGACGAUCUAAUAUCAUCUUCUGAAGAGUCCUUACUGAAGCUAUAUAAACAUGUCACAAGCAAAUUAUGAUUUAUGAGACCCACAUCCAAGUAACUAUCCAAGGGGUUUUUUGUGUGUACUUGUGCACAGAAUAACAAUAAUGCCAGCUCUUGGAAUUUAACAGGUUUCUGCAAUAUGAAGAUAAAAACAUGGCCUUUUUACCAGUUGCCUUCUAUCAUCUGAAAGAGCAAAAGUCUUUUCAAAAGUGGAAAAAGUGUGUUUAUAGUGUUGCAUAAUUUCACCCACAACGUGUUAGUAUUUUUCUUACACAUGUAAGAAGUAGUACAGGGCGCAUGGAAGGCAAUUAAUAAAUAUUUGUUGAGUAUAUGA
Messenger RNA from Loxodonta africana (African savanna elephant), 1085 nucleotides. RefSeq names its product nudix hydrolase 7 (gene NUDT7). The record is from RefSeq and is a predicted model, not a curated record. Gene Ontology annotation, molecular function: manganese ion binding; coenzyme A diphosphatase activity; magnesium ion binding. Bases 66 to 785 code for a protein of 239 amino acids. NCBI's taxonomy places the organism in Eukaryota, Metazoa, Chordata, Mammalia, Proboscidea, Elephantidae. Gene Ontology annotation, biological process: nucleoside diphosphate metabolic process; coenzyme A catabolic process. The transcript has 4 exons.